CAGCAAAGGAUGCUGGGAAAUAACAAGCACUUUUAUCCCGGUCAGGACGAAAAGGAUGGGGAGGAUGAGGAGGAGGAAGAGGAGCAGGGGAGAAAAAACAGCAAAGGGGAAGAUGCGCCUGACACGGAGAAUGGAGGGAUAGAGGGACUGGAGGAGGUGGAAAUGAGGGGAGGAAGACAAUCAUGGGAAGGGAAAGGUGGCGAGGUGGGAAAACCAUCAGCCAUUGUGGUCGGUAGACAGAGAGUUGACCGGCCGAUGAGGCCCGGCAACUUGGGGAACCGGGGUAUCCCUUAUAUGACAAAUCAAGCCCCCCUACACCAUCAGGCAUUCAAUAAGCAGCAGAUUCACCUCAUCCCUGGAAAUCAGCAGCCUCAUCACCCCGGCCUGACCAACGCUUUGCAGAAAAGGCGAGCUCAGAUGGAGCGAAGCAUGACCACAGUGGCUCCCCUGGAGGACACUCACAUGACCAUGAUGGUGUUCCGCAUCGGCAUUCCUGACAUCAAGCAAACAAGGUGUCUGCAGUUUGACUCGGACUCAACUGUGUGGAACGCCAAGCAGCAGGUCAUCUGCUCCCUCAGCGAGUCGCUGUGGGACGUCUACAACUACGGCCUCUUCCAGCCGGCCGGGGAUGGACGGGACGCCAAGUUCCUGGAGGAGGAGCGCACCCUGCGAGAAUACCCACAGUCCUUUGAGAAAGGGGUGCCUUACCUGGAGUUUAGGUAUAAAACCAGAGUGUACAAAGAAACAAAUCUGGAUGAAAAACUGCUUGCCAAACUCAGCACAAAGGCCAGUCUGAAGAAGUUCCUGGACUAUAUUCAGACCGGAGCGACAGAGAAGAUAGCAAAGAUCCUGGAAAAAGGUCUUGACCCCAACUAUCAUGACCCUGACAGUGGAGAGACCCCGCUCUCUGUGGCGGUGCAGGCGGGCCUGCCGGUGGAGACCAUCAGGGUGCUGGUUCAGGGCGGCGCUCAUUUGGACUUCAGAACCAGAGACGGUCUGACACCCGUGCACAAAUCUGUCAGGGCUUACAAUCACACCGGGCUGCUGGCUCUCUUGGCGCUGGGAGCGUCUCCGGACUACAAAGACCGCUGUGGCCUGACCCCGCUGUACCACACCGUGCUGACAGGGGGCGACACCUCCUGCUGCGAGACGCUCCUCUACUACAGGGCCAGGCUGGGCACGAGGGACGAAAACGGCUGGGACGAGUCUCAUCAGCACAGGGAUGAAGAGGAGUAUGGAAUGCAAGAAAUACAUAAGGCUUGCCAGAACGGCUUUGCCCAGCACUUGGAGCACCUUCUGUUUUAUGGGGCAGACACCACCGCGCAAAAUGCCUCAGGGAACACUGCGCUUCACAUUUGCGCCCUGUACAAUAAGGAAAGCUGUGCCCGUGUUCUUCUGUACAGGGGAGCCAAUAAGGAGGCAAAGAACAAGCAGGGCCAAACCCCUUUUCAGCUAGCUGUAAUGUCUGGCCAUUUUGAACUCGGGGAACUCAUCAAAAACCAUAGAGAUUCUGACAUAGUGCCCUUUUUGGAAUCGCCAAAGUACGUUGCCAAGCGACAAGAGAGCGCCCGCACACUGCCUCUCCCCUUCCUCCAGUCCUACCCUCUCCUGCGCGCAAACAGUGAUAACACCAUGACCCCGUCUGACCCUCUGGCCCUGCCCAACAAGGCCGCCACCAGUCCCAUCCCCAGACAGAGUCAGCGCAGAGCUUCAGUAGGCAUGAGGAGCUCCAGCAGCCCCAGAAAUCGAACUCGCUCCCCAUCCAGAGGGAGGGGAGGCCAGAGUGACACAGAGGAGAGGCACCGUCAGCCACGAGGCCGGCUGGGCUCGAACUUUGGGGGGAGUCAGAUGAGGCGUAUGUACAGUGCAGUACCAGGAAGGGUGUAUGUGGCCACGCGCGCCCACUCUGCCAGUGGAGACAGAGAGCUCACCCUCAGCAAAGGAGACAAAGUUAAAGUGUUGAGUGUAGGAGAGGGGGGCUACUGGGAGGGGACGGUGAAAGGUCGCACCGGCUGGUUUCCCUCAGAGUGUGUGGAAGAGGUGGCAGCUCUCAACAAGGACAAUCGACCAGAGAUGCGCAGUGAAAAAGCCAAGAGGAAACUAUUUCGAAAUGUCACCGUUGGAGGCUACGAUGGGGUCGAUGGCCCCAGUGACUACAUCAUUAAGGAGAAGACAGUGCUCCUGCAGAAGAAAGACAAUGAGGGCUUUGGCUUUGUGCUUAGGGGAGCCAAAGCUCAGACUCCCAUAGAGGAGUUCACUCCAACGCCAGCGUUCCCCGCGCUGCAGUACCUGGAGUCUGUCGAUGAGGGGGGCGUGGCUUGGAGAGCCGGCCUGAGGAUGGGGGACUUCCUCAUCGAGGUGAAUGGCCAGAAUGUGGUGAAGGUGGGCCACAGGCAGGUGGUCAAUAUGAUCCGACAGGGCGGCAACAGCCUCAUGGUUAAAGUCGUGAUGGUUGCUCGAAACCCUGAGAUGGAAGACACCGCCAAGAAGAAAGCCCCGCAGCAGACUAAAAGACUGACUCCUCCUGCCAUUGCCCUGCGCUCCAAAUCGAUGACAUCAGAGCUGGAGGACAUGGUGGAGAAAGCUGCCUCUCCUUGGAAAAAGAAAGCAGAAUACGAGUCUUCUCAGGCUCCUGAUAAGAAGAGGACAGUCUAUCAGAUGGCACUGAACAAACUGGAUGAAAUCCUGGCUGCUGCCCAACAGACAAUAACAUCGGACAACCAGGGCCAGAGAGGUCAUGGGGGCAAAAGGGACCGGACCAAGAGCAUUGCUUCCAAUGCAGUCACUGAGCCAAACUAUGAGCAGCAGCCGCCAGUGAGUAUGAUGCCACACGGACCAGGCUUUGGUUAUAACCAGGCUCAGUUUCAACCAGGCCACGGCCCCCAGCAUGCAGUCAUGAUGCGGCAAAAAUCCAUCGGUGUGACAGAGGAGGAGCGUCAAUACCUCCAUCCUCCUGCCAUGAAGCUGGCUCGCAGCCUGUCAGUCCCGGGACCUGAGGAAAUCCCACCACCACCAAACACGUCUGCCCCAGAGCCGCCUUUAUCUGCAGGCCCCCACCCUGGGAGAGGGCCGGCUAUGCCCAUACCCCCUGUACCCCAACAACACUACCAGCUCCACUCCCAGCCAGGGCAUGCUAACCAAGCAGCCUGGGACAGGGGAGGCCCUGGUGGGAUGAACCAGCAGGUCAUGGUCCCCACCCUAAGGAGACAAUCUGAAGGACUUACAGCACUAGGCAGGGAGCCGGAGAUGCCCAGGAAGGGUGGGGGCAAGAUGGGGGGGUUAAGGAGAGGCUACAGCAGUGCUACGCCACCGACAAGUGCUACAUCCAAAUCCCAACAAGCUCCACAGCAUCACCCGCACAUGGCCACCCGGGAGCGGGGUGGAGGAGCUGGCAGGGGGGGAGUAGCCAGGAGGGGCGGCAGGGGAGCUUUAAUGAAGCAGUCGAAAGUAGAAGAUGGGCUUAGGCAGCACCGAGCGAAAGGGGGCGCAGCCAAGGAGAAAAGCUCGAUCCCCAUCCCCACCAUCAUCGUCAAAGCCCCGUCCACCAGCAGCAGCGGCCGCAGCAGCCAAGGCAGCAGCAUGGAGGCCGAGCCCUCCCCGGAAAUAGACGACUCUGCCUUGCCCACUGCAACAACGGACGGCCCCAACACCAACUUACCUUCACCCCUCACUCCCUCACCACCUCAGCCCCCCACAUCCACCCCAUUACCCCCAUCAUCCAUCGCCCCCUCCAUUUCCUCGCAGCAACACCUGGAUAAUCUGGACUACACUUUUGGCGGAGCCUUCGGAGGCGGGGCACGCAGAGAGAGGGAACGUUUCCGGGACAUGAGGAGAAAGAGCGCUUCUUUCUUCCUCUCCUCUGAAGAGGACAUCCAAGGGGAGGCAGGAGGUGGGGGAGGAGCAGGAGAGGGAGGAGGAGCACCAGCGGUAAGAAUCCAGCCUUUACAGACCUCCCAAAUGGAUGUGCCCACCCCUCGCCUCCGGCCCUCCAAGUCCAUUGAUGAAGGCAUGUUCUCUGGAGACAGUUAUGUCAACUAUGCCAGCAGCAUGCCCCCAGCCUUUGGCUUGCCCGAGUAUUCCUCCCCUAUCCUUGGUCAGGACGGCCAGCCCAAGUCAGCUCCCUCCAACUACGGCCUGGGCAACCAACCAGCCACAACCUUCAUCCAUCCACUCACAGGGAAGGUUCUAGACCCCUCGUCUCCUCUGGGUCUGGCUUUAGCUGCAAGAGAGAGGGCCCUGAAGGACGACCGCAGGACACGCCGUGAAGAGAGGCACUUUGGUCGGCAGAUGUCCACAGUGGGAGCUUUCCCCACCCCUGUACAGACCCCGACACCUUCCCUUUUCCCAACCCCUACGCAAUCUGCCUACACCUCUCCGGUCUCCUUGCACCUCACCUCUCCCACGACCACAACCUCCCCUGCCUCUUUGAGCCGGCCACAGUCGCCAAGGAUACUGCGGUUGGGAGGAGGAGCAGGUGGAGAGAGAAUGGAGAGGGAGAGAGAGGGAGGACCCAGGGAGGGCCUCCGAGUUCGCUUCUCGGAGGACAGAACUACCCAGUAUUCAACACAGUAUUACCCACAGAGCCCUAGGGAGAGAGACAGAGAAAGGGAAGGGUAUGAGAGCAGACCUCUUCCACCUUCACAGCCUCCACCCCCACCGACUCAGCCUGCUCCUCGUCGACCUUCCUUCCUGCAGAUGGAGACUACUCCCAAUACCAGCUACGUCCCCCAAUACACCGUCCCCACAGCCCCAGCACAGACACAUGAACCUGGUGGAGAGGCAAUGGGAUCAGAACCUGGAGGUCUAGGGCUUAUGGUUCUCCCUCCACCAGCUCCCUCCAUAGAUGUAGACGAUGAGUUUGUCUUUGCAGACCCCUUACCCCCUCCAUUACAGUUUGCCAACGGUGAGAAUGAAAGAGUUCAGCAGUUCGCUCAGCAGCAUCAACACCAAAAUCAACACUCUGCUGCUGCUGCUCCACCUCCGGCGCCACCACUUCCCUCUACCAAAAAUCCUGGAGUCGCCACCUCAAACGCACCCCAGCCCUCACCGCAGGGCGGCGACUCUGCUGCCUCCAGCCUUACAUCGUAUGACAGUGAGGUGGCCAACCUUACACAAUCCGCUCUCUCUCCCUCCCUCCCCUCCCCACAGAUAUUCCCACCUUCCUCCACCACUACCACUUCUGCAUCUGCUCUGCCUGCUUCCUCGCUGCACAGACCCCAGCCGAUGUCCCACUCUCACUCCUACUACGGCAGCCCCAACAACCCCUCAGCAGGCGGUCAGAGCGCAGCCCAGGACAGAGGGACGGCCUCCCUCACCACCACCAUGACCUAUGCCACCACAACCAUGACUGCAACUGCUGCUGCCUCUGCCACAACAGCCUCCACAGCAUCCUCUGACUACAGCAUGACAACGGUCGGCCCCAAAGCCGGCUCCAGCGCCGGGGGAAAAGCUGCUGACCACCACCAUCACUCCAGUAUCACUUCCAAGAGUGGAGACUGGCAGGAUGCGGUGGUGGAUUCUGGGAUUGAAGAGUUGGACAGUCACAGCAGUAGUGACCACCAUCUAGAAAUGCUGGGACUGAGAGGAGAUAGGGGAGGCAGUGGAGGAGAUGCAGGCGGAGGAGAGGGAGAGAAAGGAAGUGAACACCAGGAGUCCUACAUAACCUACUCAGGUGGGCAAACAUUCGAGGUGCACAACGCCAAACUGGCAAACCCUGUGUUUCCAAAGAUGACUCAUUACAAGGAGGUGGGAGGGAGGGGCCCGCCUAUUGCACUGCGUAGACAGAGCAGCACCAACCCUGCCUCCUUGCAGCUGCAGAGACAAAACAACCAAGAAGAGCCCAGGAGAGAUGGCGCUGCAGUGGAGGAGAGGAAACGGAAACCGGGCCGAUCCAAAUUGGAGGACGGCUUUGGCUCCACUCUGGCUGCCUGCUUAGAAAGGCCCAUGGAUGCCAGGUCUGUGGGCUGGGGGGAGGUGGGGGAGCAUGAGCAUGGCGGUGGCGGGAUCCAGAGAAGUGGUAUGUCUCUGGAUGGCCGGAGGGCGCACUCGCCUCUAUCCGGCGUGAAGGCCAGCAUCAUCAAUGAACUGAGCUCCAAACUGCAACAGAUGAGUAGUAUCAAGAGCAUGGACGAGUGGAGCCACACUCCCAAGUCACCUACCAUGCAUAGGUAUUCAGCAGAUUUCACAGAUGCGUUCCACAGUCCCCCCAGCGGCCGCUCCACCUCCCCCUUACCCACCUCGUCCCCGCAACACCGUCAGAUCCUCACGCCCAACCUGACUGCCACGCCGUCCGUCUCUCCCACCCCACAGGUCCCGAUCCAGCGCAACUGGACUCGCUCCCCCUCUCCACAGAUGCCUUCAUCCCCAGUCCACUCACACCCACCCCUUUCCCCGACCUACUCCCCGUACCCGACGUCCCCCAAGCACCGGUCCAAGUUCCGUAGACAGACAUUUGACUUCCAGUGCAAACCCAACCAGGAGAUGCGGUCUUCAGCCUGCCGGCGCCGUGCUCCCAGUCCCCUUAUCUAUAACACCGACCAGCCCAACCCUGCCCCUCCCAGACCCUCAUCCCUCCCCAUCCUCCCCAGUACACCCGUCUAUAACAGCCCCUUUGACUUCCCUGGCCCCCUCACGCCUCCCUCUCCUGGUCACCCUCUAGGAGAAACCUACAACCCCUCCACCCCUCCGCUGUACUCCCCGUCUGGAGUUCCAACUCAAAACCCCCUCCUGGUCUCCCGCUCCCUCUCCCCCACCCAGUUCCUCUCUGGUGCCUCCUCUCCAAUGCACUUGCCCCCCAGCCCGUCCUGCCUCAGUUACCCCCACCUCACCCCUCCUCCGCCGGCCAAGCCGUUCGCCAUCAAGCCCCUGCCCUACUGGACCAAGUAUGACGUGGCUGACUGGCUGGCCUACCUGAACCUGGGUGAGCACAGGGAGCGAUUUAUGGACAAUGAAAUUGACGGGUCGCACCUGCCCUCGCUCACCAAGGACGACUUCUUGGACCUGGGAGUCACACGUGUGGGCCACCGCAUGAACAUCGAGAGGGCGCUGAAGAAACUCACUGACAGGCGGGUCUGCUCUCCUUUGCAUGUCACUUCUUCUCCCCGAGACACAGACUGAGCUGAGUGAGAGAUGGGGUGAUUCAAAGCUGAAAGAAAGGGACAGAAACAAAUUGGCAAAGAUGAACAAUGACAGAAGAUGUGCAAGAGAAGGACAACAGUGGAUGGUUACAUGGAACUCAGACUUAAGGGAUGAUUAUGGGGGAAAAAAGGUGUUGCAAAGACGCAAGUUUGCCGUGUUUGAAGGACGCUGUGAUGAAAUUUAUGGGAUUACCAUUGGUCAAAAAGGGUAAAUGGUACAAAUGAAACCACACUUUACAACUGCUGAAGGACAGGUGUUAAGUUAAUACACAAUUUUGUGUUGUAACAGACAUAAACACACACACAGUCACACUCGUUCUCAAACACACUGACAGAUGGAUUCUCACGCCAUCUGCUGCUUGGCAGGGCUGGGAAAACUUCAGUCUGAGUCCAGGACAGGAAUGUCACUUCUUAAAGGGUGAACCCCGCGAAAAUGUUACUGAUUGUGGCAGUGCAAGAAUCUCUGAUAAAAAAUAAUAAUAAGGGCAACAUUCUUACUUCAGUUUUGUAGCUUUAAGCAAAUCAGAGUAUCAAGUGGCUGUGAGAACACAAGCCAAAGUCAGAAUAUCGUCCUAAAAACAGGGAGGAGAAAUGGUUUUGUGUACACCAUGAUACAAGAAAGAGUAGUCUUUUUAUACUGAUAUUAUUUCUUUGCCAUAAUCCCCCCCGAAUGAUGCCCCAAUAUGCUUUGUAUGUAUGUACUUUGCGAGCACUAAAUAUACUAUCCUCCAUGUAAAAAGGGAUUCACUAUAAGUAGAACCAUUUGUUUGUUUUGUACUGAGUGCUGAUCGCAAUCAUUCAUUUCAAAUCGGUCAGGGUAUUUAUAAUCGUUGAAUUCAAGUUGUGCAUAAUGAGGAAUAUACAAAAUAUUCUAACAUAUUCUUGUGAAAUGACCUGUUAUGAUUUUUUUGGUUAAGAGAAAGAGAAAGGGAAUUAGGGUGUAUUGGAAAGAAGCUGGAAGGAACAGAGAAUGGGUUUGCAUGUCAUUUUACACUGCAAAUCAAGCUUUUCUUAGACAAUUUUGAUGUUUACGGACACAGCACAGGUCAAGGGAUGGAUCCAUCCUCUUUGAUGCCAUAAUGUUGACCGCUCUCACACACAGGUGCAGUGAUCAAAAAGGGCUUUUUACUGCUUCUCUGUCUGCCUGACUUCCUCAACCUUUAGCCUCUGUGAGUCUACCUGUCUGAUUUUUUGUGUGUGUGUGUGUUUGUGAGUGUGC
Myripristis murdjan (pinecone soldierfish) is the source of this 8355-nucleotide messenger RNA. Its product is annotated as SH3 and multiple ankyrin repeat domains protein 1-like. The transcript is spliced from 27 exons. Gene Ontology annotation, molecular function: ionotropic glutamate receptor binding; synaptic receptor adaptor activity. NCBI's taxonomy places the organism in Eukaryota, Metazoa, Chordata, Actinopteri, Holocentriformes, Holocentridae. Bases 10 to 7116 code for a protein of 2368 amino acids. The record is from RefSeq and is a predicted model, not a curated record. Gene Ontology annotation, cellular component: postsynaptic membrane; dendritic spine; postsynaptic density.